UUGCAUUAUAUUUGGACCCCACUCUCCCCACGCCCCUCUCCCCCACAGCCGAAAAGCAACUUUUAUCUGUCAGGAGGGGGUCAAGAUGUUAACAUGAUGUCCCUGGCUUCUAAGAUUCAGAAACUCAACCUACCAGCUGUGGAAUGUCAGGAAUGGGAAAAGUUACGACACCUUUCCCGUUCUUUGCUAAAUCUAAUGUAGAACAUGCGGAACCAACAGGUUCUAUAAAUAAUGCAAGUAAAACCCUGUCAGAACCUUAGGCUAUUUCAUCUGUCUCUGGAUGGGGAAAGUGCACAAGGCGAGUCAAAGAUUCAUCAAGGCCUGUGUACACACAUCUCUGAUGCCACUGCUUGUAUCUCUGUUACUGCUGCUCAGCUUGGUGUGCGAAUGCCAAGGUGGAGCCUUUCCUCCCCUCUCAGCGAAGCAAGAAUGUAUGCAGGGGUUGUCAGAACUCAAGCAGAGCAUUCAGAUGCUCAAUCACAAGCUGUUGCUUGGGGACUGGCAACUCCAAAACCUACGUGAGUACAGAUAUUUCCCACCUUCCAAACUACACCAGAUGUCCACUCCAAAUGAGACAGCAGCAUACAAGACAGUCGCUCCACUUCUACCUCUUGGUCCCGGGAAUCUACUUGUGCAUGAUAAAGAUUGCUCUGAGUUACAUGACAGACUGCGACCACCGAGUGGUUUCUACCGAAUCAAGCCAGAGGUAACCGCAGAGCCAUUUUUGGUGUACUGUGACAUGGAGGAUGGUGGGGGAUGGACCGUGUUUCAGAAGCGUCGUAAUGGAAAGGUAGACUUCAACAGAGACUGGGCUGCUUACCGAGAUGGGUUUGGAAAUUAUGAGCAGUGGAAUGAUGAGUUUUGGCUGGGGAAUGAAAACAUUCAUUCUUUACUCACUGGAGAUGAGUAUCUGCUGAAGAUUGAUCUCAUGGACUGGAAGGGAGAGACUAACUAUGCCAUCUAUGACAACUUUAAAAUAUCUGAUGAAAAGGACCAAUACAGGCUGAGUGUUGGAACGUGCAGUGGUCAGGCAGGGGACGGUCUCUCUGGCGGGACCAACAUGGUGGAGCAGUGGUCAGCCUCGCUUGGCGGCAUGCAGUUUAGCACCAGAGACCAGGACAACGACCGCUACCUCCAGGGCAACUGUGCUGAAGAGAACAUGGGCGGCUGGUGGUACAACAGGUGCCACGCCGCCAAUCUGAACGGAAAGUUUUACAGAGGAGGAGAGUACAAGGCGAAGAAUGACAACGGCGUGGUGUGGGGUACCUGGCGAGGCCUCUGGUACUCCCUCAGACACACCACCAUGAAGGUCCGCCCACAGCACUCCAUGGACGGCUUGGGGAGUGGAGCAGGGUCUGAGGGUUAGCACUCCAUGGACGGCUUGGGGAGUGGAGCAGGGUCUGAGGGUUAGCAGACCAUGGAGGAUCCCACUUUGUCUAAGCACCGAAAGAACCGCUCGCAGGAAAACUCCAAACUUUUUUCACAAAAGUUGUGUUCGUCCACAGUUACAAAAGCUGUUGAUUUGAAUUUGUCGCGUAGUGCGUAGUUUAUUUUAACACAUUGCUAUCUUUAGUACAUGCCAAGGUAAUGAUGGGAUUAUUCUUGCAUGUCAUGUUACUGGGACUCUCCAUGGCUAGAUUAAACCAGUGAUUAAUACCCUGCAUUACUUUCAGUACAAUGAUAAUAAAACCAGCAUUUGAAUUUGA
Molecule: messenger RNA, 1706 nt
Organism: Clupea harengus (Atlantic herring)
Lineage: Eukaryota; Metazoa; Chordata; Actinopteri; Clupeiformes; Clupeidae
Gene: fgl1b
Product: fibrinogen like 1B
Exons: 9
Coding region: 281-1366 (361 amino acids)
Biological process (GO): platelet aggregation; blood coagulation; fibrinolysis
Cellular component (GO): fibrinogen complex
Molecular function (GO): extracellular matrix structural constituent; protein-macromolecule adaptor activity
Source: RefSeq, a predicted model, not a curated record